This is a messenger RNA of Aureobasidium subglaciale EXF-2481, 1252 nucleotides long. RefSeq lists its product as uncharacterized. The transcript has 2 exons. The coding region runs from base 299 to 1132 and encodes 277 amino acids. NCBI's taxonomy places the organism in Eukaryota, Fungi, Ascomycota, Dothideomycetes, Dothideales, Saccotheciaceae. The record is from RefSeq and is a predicted model, not a curated record.
UAAAAAGGCAUAUGGGCAUGGCGUUUUCCAAAUUUCAGAAUAAGAGCUUGCUAAUCACGAGCAAGCCUGACUAGGACUCAGAUUACGCAUGCGCUUCAAGUUGCCGCGGGUCCGACGUUCAUCAUGACAGACAUGACAACAGCGGGAGAACACUCGAUGCUUCAUUCACCUAUUGAGUCACAUCUCCACGUGGCCGAACGAUGAGUCGAUUCGCGGUAUUUGCUGAGAUUGUCAUGAGAGAAUUGGUGACAAAAUUCUACGAACACAUCUACCACUCUCUGGUGCAUUUUUCUCCAAAAUGCGACAUUCAUACCACGGCAAGACUUCGACUAUGGCUACUCCGACGCUAGGCUCUCUUGCCAGACUCCCAGUAGAGCUUCGUCUUCAUAUCUACGAGCUCGUCUUGGCUGAUUCCAUCAAUUACGACAUCAAGAAUUACCCCGGCUGCAAAAUCAUCAAGCAGCGGGCAUGCGCAUUGCUCAGUACAUCACACCAAACUCGUCUCGAAACGCUGUUUGCAGCGCUUCCUGGCGCAAAGCUGUGUGCUCAGAUUAGCAUCAAGCAAUCGGACAAGUCUGCCAGAUGGGAUCCAGUAUUGAUACCUGGUCAUACAGGCGACUCUACACCCUUCAAUACGAAGAAAUUCGGUCAUACCACAAUACCCUGGAGCGAUCUUCUAGAGUCAGAAAGAGAAUACUUCAUGACGAACCUCGAAACUGCGGUUUUGAGCAUGGUUCUCGAUCCUUUGUUCCUCGAAAUUUGCAUCACAAUUGGGAGCUCCGCGGAAGCAGCUGGCAAUGUUCGAGUCCAAUUCCGAGAUGCAAGGAGAUCUACUCAUAGAAAGACUGGAGAGAUCGCACGUCCCGUUGCCCCUGAUGAUCAUCUACGUAGCAUCAUGGCAGAUCUCGGACCAAAAAUUGUAGAUAUUCUCUCUAGGCCAGGCAAGGACUACGGAAGUUUGACGGUUAAUUCGAUAUUCAAGAUUCUAUACGAGAUACAAUUGUACGGAUGGCGCAGGGUAGAUCCUCUCCGCAAAGAGCGUUAUUUCGGACUUCAGGGGAAGGAAGGAGGGAGAUCGGAUCACGACUGGUAUUGUGGUCUCUUACCGUUAUUGAGAAAUGUUCCGACAUGAAGAGUCACUGGAGUAGUGAGGGUGCACGAGAAGAGCCCAGAGUAUUGCUGGCGUGGUUUAUCAAUCGUAUAUCUGCGGGAUAAACUCAGCUUAGGUCAAAAUCACUUUCCUCUGGCGAGG